CAAUACUCCCACGUUACAUUUAUCUUAUGUAAAGAGUCACUCUCUGAUCUCUCUCUCUCUCUCUGGGAGAAGAGAAGAUACACAUAGAAAGAUAGAGAGAGAAAUGUUGGAUCCAGCAAACAACAUGCUGCCUCCCCCCUCAUCUCCAUCUAUCUCCUCCGUUUCCUCCUCCGAUCUUGACACCGAGUCUACAGGGUCCUUUUUUCAUGAUAGAAGCACAACUCUGGGGACUCUAAUGGGCGUGAGCUUCCCUGCCAUUACCUUCAGAGCCCCAUCUCAGCACCGGGACCCCCAAACGUCCGUUUCGGUGUCCGUUUCCGCGGUGUCACGGAGGGCCAAGAAGCCCAGGAAGAACAAGAACAACGCUCAGCCACCUCAGGCGAUGGUAGAGCGGCGGCGGAGGUGGUGGCAACUUUGCAGGGACAACGAGGCAAAGCCAGGCUCGCUGGGCGAGUUUCUCGAGGUGGAGCGGAGGUUCGGUGACGGAGCGUUCUUCGGUGCGGCCGCGGCAGAGCUCGAAGGCGUGGUGGUGUUGCAGCAACAGCAGCAGCAGCAUCGGCAGAGGAACGGAAACGGACGGCUGUUGUUCGCCGACGGAAGGGUUCUUCCGCCGGCCACCGAUAGUGAUGAUGGGGCAGCGACGGCUGGAGCGCUCUGCAGAUUCCCGGUUUCACUCAGUGGGAUCUGUAGUGGCGGGGCAGGAUAAAAUUUCUGCUUUUUUUUUUUUUUUAUCCUUUUUAUUGGAUCUUUUUGUUAAUUGUUUUGGAGGGAUUCUUGAUUGAUUGUUAAUGAUUUAAAUAUUCUCUAAUUUAUCCA
Molecule: messenger RNA, 816 nt
Organism: Juglans regia (Persian walnut)
Lineage: Eukaryota; Viridiplantae; Streptophyta; Magnoliopsida; Fagales; Juglandaceae
Exons: 2
Coding region: 104-706 (200 amino acids)
Source: RefSeq, a predicted model, not a curated record